UACUCAAUAAAACCAACCACGAAUUCUGUCAGGUUAUGAGUCACACGAACAGAAAGACACACUGCGCGUGGUAAAGUAAAAUCCCAAUUCAGUAAUAGAGGGAAAUCAUAGGAAUAUGGCAACGUCAGGAUAUGGAGCAGAGCUGUCUCCAGGCAUGUCUGGCGGGUCGGAAGAUGUCGAUUUCAUCAAUAGGCUAGAUAAUGUUUGUCUGAUGACAAUCUUUUUGUACCUUCCUCCUGGAGACAAACUCACUGCUGAAAAAGUUUGCAAACGUUGGAGAGCAGUAUCCAAGCUUGCAUGGAGCAACGUGACACAUCUCGAUCUCACCAAAUUCACCGCAGGUCCAACUGAUUUCGACAAAUUACCAGAUAUCUACAAAAAUAUUCAAAGCGUCGCGAGAACUCUGAAGAGAUGUGGACGUUACCUGUGCAGAUUGAAACUUGGCAGUCCUUGUCACUACACAAUGAUUCCAUUUGUUGCUAGACAUUGCGAGAAUUUAAUCAGGCUAGAAAUCUCUCUUUGCCAGAACGGAAAUCACAUUUCCAAUGUUCAAAAAAUUACAAGUUUAGAAUACUUCUGUCUGGAGCAAAUGAUGAAUGAUUCUGGUUCAGAUGUUCUUGGCGUCUUACCUUGUGAAAAUUUACGUGAACUUUAUCUACAUGCGAGUGAGUUCGGAUAUGAAUUCGAGAGUACGCAACGUCCAAAGCUGCCUUACGGUUAUGAUCAUUAUCUUCGAGAUUUGAUGAAUUUAUCAGUCAUGUCCCUACACUAUUUUGAUGUGAGAGGCCCUAUGGAAGACAUCAUAAAUCAAAACUCUAAACUCACAUCCCUCACCCUCAAAGACUGUGUUCUCACAAAUUUGAACUUCUCUGGUCUCGCAAAUUUGGAAUAUCUAGAUCUUGAAAGUGCCAUCAAUGUCGACGACAAUUUACUAGAUCUGUUGGCAAAAAAUUGCAAGAAGCUGAAGUAUUUAAAUCUUGAUUGUUGCGACCACAUCAGCGAUGAAGGACUCACGUAUCUGUGGCAAUUGCCUCAACUGGAGGAUCUUAGUGUGAAUCACAUAUACGGUAUAACAGAUUUUACUUUUAGUGGAUUACACAAUCUGAGAAAGCUAAGUUGUGAGGAUUGUGAGUGUGUACAGAGUAAUGAACUCAUCACUUUCUUGAGGAUUGUUCCUAACUUGGAGUAUUUGAACUUGAAAUGGACCAGAAUUACUCACCAGGUACUCAUCGAAGCGAAUGCAGUUACGAAGCGAAGAGCCAAUGGUAUUCCACUUCGGUUGUUGGUCGGCUCUUCCGUAACCGCUGAUUGGGGUGAGAGUCCCGACUCCCCUUUGCUGAUAGUCGAAAGUACAGAUGAUACAGUCUAUUAUCCGUAUAGUCGUCGGAGUCCACGAUUUUGUAAUGAACACGAUAACUUCGAUCCUGAUUAUCAGUUUGAGUAUGAGCAUGGGUCGGAUUCCGAGUCCGACGAUCGGUUGGAUCGUGAUGCGCCAGAUACGUCUAAUUCAGACGACUGAUUGAAGCUUGCAUCCAGUCCACUACGACGAGAUACACGGAGAGAAAUUUUCACUAAAAAUUACGGAACAAUUCACGUAAUGCGCAAAAUAGGUAAAAAUUAGUUUAGGUAAAAAUUACGUGACCGUUCUCUACAAUUUCCUACAACCACAUUGCGCUCCGGA
This is a messenger RNA of Diachasma alloeum, 1681 nucleotides long. Its product is annotated as F-box/LRR-repeat protein 2. The record is from RefSeq and is a predicted model, not a curated record. Gene Ontology annotation, biological process: SCF-dependent proteasomal ubiquitin-dependent protein catabolic process. Gene Ontology annotation, cellular component: SCF ubiquitin ligase complex. NCBI's taxonomy places the organism in Eukaryota, Metazoa, Arthropoda, Insecta, Hymenoptera, Braconidae. The transcript is spliced from 4 exons. Gene Ontology annotation, molecular function: protein binding. Bases 116 to 1519 code for a protein of 467 amino acids.